Molecule: messenger RNA, 2706 nt
Organism: Misgurnus anguillicaudatus (oriental weatherfish)
Lineage: Eukaryota; Metazoa; Chordata; Actinopteri; Cypriniformes; Cobitidae
Gene: tmem91
Product: transmembrane protein 91
Cellular component (GO): membrane; intracellular membrane-bounded organelle
Source: RefSeq, a predicted model, not a curated record
AUGUGAGGUGGAUAUUUCAGUGGCGGUCCACUCCAUGGCUCAUCUGCAGCUUGAUCGAGAACAACACUUCUCAUCAUUGCAAGACAACCUUAUGCCAACAUGCCAACAGUUCUGGAUCGCCCUCAGGCAAAAAGACCAAGAAAGGAAGUGAGAGAAAGAGAGAGAGAGGGAGGGCUUGCAGCAUGUUGAUGUGUUUUCUGUAGCAGGGACACACUGUACACAACCACAGCAGGGAACAGGCUUUAGGACCAUGAGAUGCAGCGAUGCUUAAUCGAAAAGAGACUGGCGGAGCGGGGGCUGGAUGAUAAAGAUAGUGGAGGAGGGAAAGAGAUGUGGAGAGAGAAGAGGCGCAGGAGAGCCACUUCUACUGCUGUUCUUUGAAAGUCUUGCCAGCCGGACUUACUGUAGAAGAGCAUUGGUGGUAUAAAUACCCAGAGUAAACAGGAUUAAAAGAGCAACUUACUCCAGAGUAAGUGUGAAGUGAGUGAGAUAGAGUAAAGUGCAAGCAUUAGUAGUGCUUAUCUUCAUCUUUUAAUUGGAGCCUGGCUUUACAACGAACUUGGGAGGCAUCAUCACUUACACUGAACCACACACAUAACCAGCGUCAACUUAACAUCAAUCCUGAUCCUAAUCAAAAUAUAUGUUGGUCUUGAAGUGUUGGACAGUUUAGACCGGACAGUUGUAUCCAUCUGUUUGGAGUUCAGCAGUGACGGGGGACACCAUCCACGGACAUCAUCAUUGAGUUCAACAUCAGAUGAAAGAGCACAGUCCAAGUGUCACAAUGAAAAGCGAGAGGUGCCGAAGAGACUUUACACCUGUUCAGACAUGGGGCUCCUGGGAGAGCACGCAGCAUUAAAAAUACAUGUCCCAAAAGAGCAUUCUGGUCUCAACUAGCACACACCAGACCCUGCCAACCUACAAUAAAUCAAUACCCGAGCACUGAGCAUUUCUUCAUCAAGACAUUUCUCUGUGGCCGCAAACGUAAUGAGUUUCGUGAGCGCUCGCUGAGCAGAAUCUGUUUUUGUGGCCAUCAAUUCCACAGCUCUGGAAACACACUGGGACUACAAACAGGAAGAAAUCUAUAUAUGCACAGUUUAUGAAGCUGACGCCUGGCCUUUAAGAAAGCUUUUCUUAGAUAACACUUCAAAGAUUUUGGCACUUUGAAGACACUGGUUUGCUCUGUCUAAAUCCCAGCUAUUUUUAUUUCAAUCAACUUAUUGUGUCACUACAGAAUUCGCUUAAAAUAAUUUUGACAUAUCUGUCUAGAAAAGCAGGGUGAAAACAGAAGGAAGAUUACUGUUGAAAUCCUCCAGCAUUGCACAACUCGUCUAUACAGUCUGUUGCUAACCAAGGUUUCUAACAUCUGAAUUGACUUCCGAAUCUUUUUACAUGGAAAGUGAAGCACAUUAGCAUAUUUAUGGGCUGACAUAUAUCCAAUCAUGUAAAAUGUGCUACAUGAGCCUUGCAUUCAGCCAUCAAGCGAAGAAACAAAUAGCUUUCGACAUGUAAAUAUGCAAGAGCUUAAACCACAGACUAAAAUAAGUCCUCACCCGACGCAACCUCACAUGAGAUGGAUGGGAGAAUUUGACAGAGCACGAGCCAGUGCUAUGACCAAGAUUUACGAGUAUACAUUACAAUUAAGCCAUUGCUUUUAAACAAAUGACACGUUUUUAAGAGUGGAACUGUUUUCCAUUCAGUGGCAAAGCUUCAGUUAAUGUUGUCACCUGCACGCCUUGAAAGAGACCUCGGAAAAUGGAUAGGCUAGAUGAACUUGAACAUCCACUGUUGGCUAACAGUCCCAAAAACCAAGGUGGAAGAAGCAGUGGAGGUCUGUUUAAAGGCAUAUUGGUGAGAAAUGAGCAGGACAAAAGACUGCCCCCUCUGGACUGGAGGAAUUAUUGCAGCUCUACAGAUAUUCGUCAGCAGCAACUAUUGGACCCAUGCUCAUUAACUAGCACUCUAGAGACACUUUACCCACCAACUAGCAUUUGGGCAGCUGCUGACUCCCUGGGCAUCCACAGUAAAGAUUGUGUGGAAACCACUUUCGUGGACAUUGGUCCUGGUUCGUCUUUGGAAAGGAAGUUGCUGGCAGAGACUAGAGAUGUCCAUAGUGUAUCUUACAGCAUGGAGGAUGGGGAUGACCUUUUGCCAGAUUUUGAGGACUCAUCCAGUGAUGACUUCAGUGAUACAGACAGUGAGAGCAACUUUCCCAUCAUGAUCCCUCAAGAUUACCUGGGCCUGGCUUUCUUCUCUAUGUUGUGUUGUUUCUGGCCUCUGGGCAUCGCUGCAUUCUAUCUUUCACAAAAGACAAACAAAGCAUCGGCACAGGGAGAUUUCCAGGGUGCCAGCGCUGCUUCUCGCCAGGCCCUGUGGCUUUCUAUCCUUUCGAUCGUUUUCGGCAUCAUCACUUACAUCUGCGCUAUCGCUGCCCUCAUCUCCUAUUUGUCUGGGAAACCACCUUAAAGACUAAUGCACCAUUAUUCCCCCUCAUCUAUUUCAGCAACACACCUCCCUGGUUCCUAGUCACACAAACCGCUGCUCCAAACUAACUCACACGCAGUACCUGUAGUAAAUACAGCCAUUCAGCAGAGACCGCACCUCAUUUACAUUCAGUGCAUGGUUCAAGAUCAUGGCAGCCAUACAGUAAAAGUCUGAACCUUAUUUGAUUAGCACACAAAUGUACAGCAAUGGAACAAAGUGGAGAUG